Paramecium tetraurelia is the source of this 519-nucleotide messenger RNA. RefSeq lists its product as uncharacterized. The transcript has 4 exons. The record is from RefSeq and is a predicted model, not a curated record. NCBI's taxonomy places the organism in Eukaryota, Ciliophora, Oligohymenophorea, Peniculida, Parameciidae.
AUGAUCAAAAAGAGAAAUUCAUUGAACAUUAUGGAGUUUGCAACUAGGCCACCUUCUGGUUGCACUAAUCCUGAUGCACCAUCUCCAAAUAAAUUCAUUAGGAAACUGACUAGAUAAUCUUCGACAGUGAAUGGAUCAUCUACUAAAAUUUAGACUGUUGUUUCACCCGUUUCUAAUAAAUCUUAGGAUGUGGUCCAACAAUGUAUUGCCAUAGUUGAAUAAAUCCGACAAUAGUAUAAAGAAAGGCAGGCAAGUAGGUUUUUUCAUAUUCGUUCGUGCUCCAUGCCUUGCGAUAGGGUGUCGAUCAUAAACUCAUUGGUCGACACUAUGUUGCCUCAGUCUCCAAGAAAACUUCAAAGGUCAUUAGAAGGAGAAAUACAAUCUGUAAUGAAUCAAUUGAUGGAGGAGAAAUAACAAAAGUAAAAGGCAAUUGAUCAAAGGGAUAGUUUAACCAGAAGACAAGAUUAUUCCAUAAAACAAUUAAAAUCUCGAAUUGAGCAAUUCAAAAAGUUGAAUUGA